Achroia grisella is the source of this 1191-nucleotide messenger RNA. RefSeq lists its product as uncharacterized. The transcript has a single exon. NCBI's taxonomy places the organism in Eukaryota, Metazoa, Arthropoda, Insecta, Lepidoptera, Pyralidae. The record is from RefSeq and is a predicted model, not a curated record. Bases 1 to 1191 code for a protein of 396 amino acids.
AUGAAUCGAUUUGAACCUGACAUAAUAGCUAUAAAUGAAACGUGGUUGCCGGAAGGACAAGAGGCACGUGCGCCAGUAGCACCCGGCUAUCGACUGCGCAACAAACCGCGCCCAAGACACAUUUGUGGUGGUAGAGGUGGUGGUGUUGCGUUCUACUUUAAAAGAGAUAUACGAGUACGCUUCUUGAACCAUCCCGAAAAUAACAUCGAACAAAUGUGGCUAUCGAUACGAGUAAAUGGUCAUCGCAUAAUCAUAGGAACAGCAUACAGACCACAGUGGCUGAAAAUAGAUACAUUCAUUGAUGCGUUAACUGAAUCUGUUUCCCACUUUUCUAACUUCAAGUACAUGGUUUUGCUGGGAGAUUUCAAUGUAAAUAUGCUGGAUAAAUCUAGUAUUGGCUUCGUGAAAAUUGAUCAAUUUCUGAGGUAUCUUAAUUUGGAACAGGUAGUAAAAGACCCUACGCACACUUCGGUGAGUUCUGAAACACUUAUCGAUCUUGUGUGUACUAAUUGUAAAAUUCGUGACGUAACUGUGGACAAUAUUACCGGAUCCCUGGGUCAUUCAAUGGUAAAUAUUAGUUUAAAUUUAAAGAAAACGAAAGUACUGCCAAGUUUUGUUACAUAUAGACCUAUGAACAAAAUAAAUAUUGAUCAAUUUAACAGGGAUCUUAUAGUACUGAAUUGGGAAUCAGUAUCAAAAAUGUCAUCAGUUAAUUCCAUGGUAGAUAAAUUCAACUUCUUAUUGUUGUCUCUAUUUGAUCAACAUGCGCCAUUGGUUACAACGAAAUUUAAACACGCUACACCACUACCAUGGAUUACUGAUGUGAUUAAAUUAAUGAUUCAACUGCGUAAUAAAGCUCAUAAUAAAUAUCGCAAAUCAGGAUCUGAAACGCAUAAGAAUUAUUACAAAGAACUGAAGAAAUUAGUCUCAAAAAGUAUCGAAAGUGAGAAACGAGCCUAUUACAAUCAUUUUGUUAAUUUGAAUGUUAAUAGUGGUAAAAAAUUUUGGAAAAAUAUAAAAGAGAAAAUUAUUACUGAUUCAGAUAAAAAUGAAUGCCUAUCAAAUAAGUUUAAGGACCCUAAUUUAAUUAAUAACCACUUUUUAGAUGUGCCUGGUCCUGAUUCUGUUCCCAUAUCUAAUUUGUCAUAUUUUGAAAAAACACGUCAAAUUCAUUUUUUUUGCGCCCUGUAA